CACAUGCUCAUAGGUAUUCUCUGUUGUGACAAGAUAACAGUGCUCCCCGCUUGUCCCCGUCGCCUGGUUGUCAAAGAAUUUUGUCGCAGGAGUGUCACUUUGGGAGUCGCCGUGGACGUGUUCAUGAAAGUUUGUCGAUACAUUGAAUCUACGACGGGUCAGGAACCCACAAGUUAACUAAACAGCAAUGCAUUACGACGAUCUUUUAGUGAUACUUGGAGAGUUUGGGACCUACCAGAAACGCCAGUACCUCCUAAUAUGUGCCGUGGCGAUGGCGGUUGCUACAGUGGUGCUGAGUAUUGUAUUUUAUAGCGCCGUACCGGAACAUCACUGCAAGGUACCGGACGCUUACGUUGACUACCUGAACCUGAACUAUGGCAAUGUGACACAGGACGAAUUGUUAAACCUCACAAUACCGUGGAUACAAGACGAUGAUGGGACACUUCACCGAAGUAGUUGCAAAAUAUAUGACUACCAGAGCUGGACUGAAAAUCUAGACUUUUUUGGAAGUGGUGCUUACUCUGUAAAUAAUGGUACUAGGGAUGAUAGAAAUAUAACGGUAGGAUUGGUGAAGGGAAAUAUGAGUGAAGUAGCCUGUCCCGAAGGACGAGUUUACAGCCAAGAGGAAUUCACGGCAACCAUUGUGUCGGAUUUUGACUUGACGUGUGAGAGCAAAGUUAUUCUAAGCACAUGUAAAUCGAUAUUUUUCGUGGGAAAACUUGCCGGUGCCAUUCUCUCUGGAAUCCUAUCUGACAGGUUUGGCCGGAGACCCAUUUUCUUGAUAGCGGUGUGUGUACUAGCCUUACUCGGAACUUUACUUAUGUUGUCUCCAAAUACCAUCAUCUACACAUUGAUAUAUACUUGUAUAUGGAUGAUCGAAAUACCCGUAUUUUUGACGCCCUACACAAUAGGAAUGGAAUUUGUAGGCAAAAGUAAAAGAAGACUGGCAGGGUUCGGCAACAUGGCAGCGUAUAGUAUAGGAUAUUGCGUACUCUCCCUGUACGCAUAUUUUGUGCGGGAUUGGAAAUACCUGGCGCUGACGAUACAUUUACCUUUGUUCCUGUUCUGUCUUUAUUAUUUUGCUUUCCCGGAAUCGGUUCGCUGGCUGUUAUCGCACGGUAGAAACCAAGAAGCAGAGGUUAUCAUCAACAAAGUGGCCAAAGUGAACAAAGUAGAACUUGAGCAAGGAAUCUUGGAGAAAUUAUUUGAGGAAAAGUCGGAAAUGCAGACCACACUUCACACGCCAAUAGACAUGUUUCGGACGUGGGAUAGGGCAAAGAUCACGUUGAACAUCUGCUUUAACUGGAUGGUCAAUUCAAAUGUGUACUACGGCAUUGCCUUAAACACCCAAGGCCUAGGCGGGAAUAUCUAUCUUAACUUUGCCCUACUAGGACUCGCUGAACUUCCUGCUUUUGUUUUAGCUUUGUUGCUAUUGGACAGAAUAGGGCGCCGCAAGGUGGCACUGCUGUUCUAUAGCGUUGCUGGGAUCGGGUGCAUUUUGUCAGGAGUGCUCCCUUCAGAUCUUGAAUGGCUCAGUAUCACCUUUGCAAUAAUCGGUAAGAUCGGUGUGGGAGGCAGUUUUGCUGUCAUCUAUCUAAUUACUGCUGAGAUCUACCCCACCGUCAUGAGGUAA
Messenger RNA from Lingula anatina, 1633 nucleotides. Its product is annotated as organic cation transporter protein-like. The record is from RefSeq and is a predicted model, not a curated record. Gene Ontology annotation, biological process: transmembrane transport. Gene Ontology annotation, molecular function: transmembrane transporter activity. Gene Ontology annotation, cellular component: membrane. Lineage: Eukaryota; Metazoa; Brachiopoda; Lingulata; Lingulida; Lingulidae.